ACCCACCGUGUCUUCGCUUAGCUAUAAAGCCGCGAGGUUUCAGCUUCGAGAUUGCGCGGAGACGAUAAAUCUCGCGAGAACUCUGAUUGCGGCUCAACUUGCGAAGGGGCGGUUAGGCGCAAGGGGGUCCUUGUUCGUCAGAGCUCUCAGUUUGUGUUUGCUUCUUCGGCCUUCACGCUGGAUGGCCGGUUUUUCUUUUGUACGUGAACUUGAGAAAAGGUCGCUUCCCCCUAGUCUAGACACGGUGAAAAAGCUAAGGAGAGGUGAAAUAAUUUGCCCAGGGUCAUACAGAGGCUGUAAAUUGCUGCCGCUGCCCCUGCUGCUAUCCCUGCUGCUGUUUGCAGUGGGCUGUGCCACACAUGAUCUGCUUAGCUCCUGGGAAAUGAUGGGGUUGAUGAUACUCUCCUGAAAAACCUUUCAUCACAGAGAUUCAGCUCAGAGCAUAUUGAAGUGUAGACAGUGACUUAUCUUUGGAUGGUGAAACCAUCUUUAAGCAUCAGUAGUAAAAGUCUGCAAGCAUUGGAAUAAGACUUUUGCAAAACAACAUUGUGGAGCAUGGAUUCUCUAUCAGAAGAGUUUUUUACAAGUAGGGCUCCAACUGUGGAGGGGCAGACUAAGGAGGAAAUCAAAAAUAAGGUAGAAAAAUCUACUGACCAACUGGGUAAACAGGAAAAGGACACACCUACUGAUCUUGUUCCUGUUAACUUACUAUUAGAAGUGAAGAAAUUAUUGACUGCAAUUAAUACUCUACCAAAAGGUGUGAUCCCUCACAUUAAGAAGUUCUUACAAGAAAAUUUUUCCUUCCAAAUCAUGCAGAGAGAAGUUGCAACUAACAGCCAGAACGGGGAGGAAAUUGUUCCUGUUUUGAAUUUACGUUUCUUGAUAACACAACUGGAAGCAGCUCUUAGGAACAUUCAGGCUACUAAUUAUACUGCACAUCAGAUUAAUGUUGGUUAUUAUUUGACAUUACUGUUUUUGUAUGGAGUGGCACUUACUGAAAGAGGAAAGAAAGAGGAUUACACAGAAGCGGAGAAUAAAUUUCUAGUGAUGAAGAUGGUGAUCCAAGAGAAUGAAAUUUGUGAGAACUUUAUGUCUUUAGUUUAUUUUGGACGUGGUUUGCUUCGAUGUGCUCAGAAGAGAUAUAAUGGAGGUCUGCUAGAAUUUCAUAAAAGUUUACAAGAAAUAGGAGAUACAAAUGAUCCUUGGUUUGACAUAGAUCCUACAGAAGAUGAAGAUUUACCUACAACUUUUAAAGAUUUUCUUAAUGAUUUUAUCAAGACAACAGAAAGUAAUAUAAUGAAGCAGACCAUUUGCAGUUACCUAGAUUGUGAACGAUCUUGCGAAGCUGACAUUUUGAAGAACACCAAUUACAAGGGAUUUUUUCAGUUAAUGUGUAGUAAAAGCUGCUGUGUUUAUUUCCAUAAAAUUUGUUGGAAAAAGUUCAAGAAUUUAAAAUAUCCAGGUGAAAAUGAUCAGGCCUUUAGUGGGAAAAAAUGUUUGAAGGAAGGAUGUACAGGUGACAUGGUAAGGAUGCUACAAUGUGAUGUGCCUGGAAUUGUUAAGAUUUUGUUUGAAGUUGUGAGAAAGGAUGAAUAUAUAACCAUUGAAAAUUUAGGAGCAAGUUAUAAAAAGUUAAUGUCUCUGAAAAUUACUGAUACUGAUUUAAGACCGAAGAUCAGUUUAAAAUUUAGUACAAAAGAUGAAAUGCCUAUCUUCAAACUUGAUUAUAAUUAUUUCUAUCACCUGCUUCAUAUAAUUAUCAUUUCUGGUACUGACAUUGUCCGGCAAAUAUUUGAUGAGGCUAUGCCACCCCCUCUUUUGAAAAAAGAGCUUCUUAUACACAAGAAUGUGCUGGAACCCUACUACAACCAUCUUUGGACCAAUCACCCUUUGGGUGGAGCAUGGCAUCUGCUUUAUCCCCCAAACAAGGAGCUACCACAGUCUAAACAGUUUGACUUAUACCUCCUCUUAGCUCUCAUAAAGCAUUUGAAUGUAUUCCCUGCACCCAAAAAAGGCUGGAAUAUGGAACCAACAUCUUCUGAUCUCUCUAAGUCUGCAGACAUCUUGAGGCUGUGCAAAUACAGGGAUAUCCUCCUUAGUGAGAUUUUGAUGAAUGGUCUCACUGAGUCACAAUUCAAUUCAAUUUGGAAAAAAGUUUCAGAUAUUCUUCUGCGCCUCGGGAUGAAGCAAGAGGAUAUUGAGAAAGUGAAGGAGAAUCCCAUUGAGAAUAUCUCCCUCGAUUACCAUCAACUGUCCAUCUACCUAGGCAUACCAGUACCAGAAAUCAUCCAGAGGAUGUUAUCCUGCUAUCAACAAGGAAUUGCUCUACAGUCAAUAACAGGCAGUCAACGUAUUGAAAUAGAAGAGUUACAGAAUGAGGAAGAAGAACUAAGUCCACCCCUCAUGGAGUAUAAUAUAAACGUGAAAUCAAACCCUGAAAUACAGUUAGCAGAAAUGAAUAAAGAUGGAGCAUCGAUACCCAGUGAAUCUUCAACAGAAUCUGUUAAAGAUCUCCAGGAAGUUAAGAGUAAACCAAAGAAAAAGAAAAAGACUAAGAAUAAAAAGAAUAAGGAAUCAAAAGAAGAGCAAGGCCCAAAUAUGAUAGGAAAGGAAGAGCCGUUGAAGAAAGAGCAAGUAAAUCUACACCCAGUCAGUGGAUUUAUGAAAGAUGAUGCAAGUGAUAUUCAAGAGGAUUCUGCAACUGAAGACAAGUUCUAUAGCCUGGAUGAACUGCAUAUUCUGGACAUGAUAGAGCAGGGCUCAACCAGCAAAGUAACUGCAGAAUAUGGAGAAACAGAGAAGGAAAAGCUUGCUCGGCAGAGGCAGCUUUAUAAAUUGCACUAUCAAUGUGAAGAUUUCAAAAGACAGUUGAAAACAGUGACUUUUCGGUGGCAAGAAAACCAAAUGCAGAUUAAGAAGAAAGACAAAAUCAUUGCAUCUCUGAACCAACAAGUGGCUUUCGGAAUCAAUAAAGUUUCCAAAUUACAGCGUCAGAGCCAUGCUAAAGAUAAUGAAAUCAAGAAUCUUAAAGAGCAACUUUCCAUGAAAAGAUCUCAGUGGGAAAUGGAGAAGCAUAAUCUGGAAAGCACAAUUAAAACAUACUUAAACAAACUGAAUGCAGAAACUAGCAGAGCAUUAACAGCUGAGGUGUAUUUCUUACAGUGUCGUAGAGAUUUUGGUUUGCUUCAUCUAGAGCAGACUGAAAAGGAGUGCCUCAGUCAUCUUGCCCGGGUGACUCAUAUGGCAGCAAGCAAUCUGGAAUCACUUCAAUUAAAGGCUGCAGUAGAGAGUUGGAAUGCCAUCGUAACAGAUGUUAGAAAUAAGAUUGCAUUCCUCAGGACACAGUACAAUGAACAAAUUAACAAGGUGAAGAAAGGGUUUGCCUUGAGUACUCUGCCUCCAAUCCAGCUUCCUCCACCACCACCUAGUCCUGAGAUACUGAUGCAGCAGUUCUUUGGAAGACCCCUUGUGAAAGAAUCUUUCUUUAGACCCAUACUCACUGUUCCUCAGAUGCCUGCUGUUUGCCCUGGAGUCAUCUCUGCGCCUGGCCAGCCUAGAGCCCCUCUGAUGACUGGUAUAGCCUGGACUGUGCCGGCACCUGCGGGAGAGGCUGUGUCUCCCAGUGCAGGUCUGGGAAGUGAUCCCCCCAUGAUGAAUUGGGAGAGGAUUACAGACAGGCUGAAAACUGCUUUUCCACAACAAACCAGAAAGGAGCUCACGGAUUUCUUACGAAAAUUGAAGGACAUUCAUGGGAAGUCCUUAUCUGGACUGACAUUUGAUGAAAUUGUGUAUAAGAUUUCCCAAUUUAUUGAUCCCAAGAGAUCACAGAGUCAAGGAAAAUCUGUGCCGAAUGGUAACUGUGUUUCACCCAGCCACACACCUCCACAGUCUACUGCUGCCCAGCCCCCAAAACCAGCCUGGAGGCCCCUCAGUUCACAAGGGCCUGCCUCAUGGGAAGGAGCCAAUAAUUUGGAUGAUGAGGAGGAAGAAGAGGAGCCUUGUGUGAUCUGUCAUGAGAAUCUCUCUCCAGAAAGCCUCUCCGUUUUGCCUUGUGCUCACAAAUUCCAUUCUCAGUGCAUUAGACCUUGGCUGAUGCAACAGGGGACAUGCCCAACCUGCAGACUCCAUGUUUUGUUACCAGAAGAAUUUCCGGGUCACCCCAGCCGGCACUUGCCAAAGAUCUGAUCCAAGGGGAUGAUUAUGCAAAGGAAGUUCAGUUAUCAGAUUCCAGAAUUUAGUUUUGCCUUUUAUUAUGAGCUGAUAGUGUGAAUGGUGUAAAGCAGUGUGCGCUUUGUACAAAAAAGAAGCUAGCUAGCUAAUCUCAUCAAAGCUGCCGCCAAAGAGGACAGGACCCAUUUUCAGGACUUAGAGCUGAACUGAAAGGGAUAAAAUUUUUAAAGUUACAUUACAUUUGCCCUUAUAUUAGUAAGCAUUUUCUUCCAAUGUAAACAUCAUUGUUAGCACAUAUCUUACGAUGUUUUUGUCUUUUUCCUUCUUAUUCCACUUAUCCUUUAUUGUCUCUCAAUAUAUGCUAUAUCUUAAUUUCCUGAAAUCAAUUUAAGAGGAAAAGUAGAAUAGCAAACAGGAACAUUCCAGAUUUUAUUUUUUCUUUCAACUUUUUAAACUGUUUACAAAGUACACAACUGAAUUAUUUAAACUUCAUCCUUAUCUUCCCUUCUAAAUAUGGCCUCUAAAUAUGUGCCCAUGAAGAGAUUAUGAGCUACUUGAGGUUGUGGACCAUACAGUGGUGUGUUGGAGCUUAGCUAAUAAUAGUUUAUGAGAAGUGACUGUUGAAGUUUCAGGAAUUUUGUGAGCCAGUGAUCGAAUUGUUCUUAGUUUGAAAUCUGCAUAGUGGGAGUAUUUACACCAUAGAAAUUUGUAAAUGUUAUUAAGUCAGGGUUUCUCUUCCCAAGAACUUGCUGUUAAACAUUUGCCAGUACGCCACUGGGACCGUGUCUGAUCCUCCUAUGUGUUCUCGAUGCCUUGCAUAGUAGGUGUAGCAUAAAUAUUCCCAGAAUCAAAUCAGGAAAUAGAAAUGAGUUAAUGUGUAAAUUAAGUCACUUGCUCAGUUGAAUAAUUGAGAUAUUAUGUUCAUUUGUGAACAUUGUCGUUGGAUCUUACACUUGAAGGAUUUUUUUUUUUUCUGCCUUAAAAGUUUCUUAAUUUCACUUUGUCAUGCUGCAGGGUGUGGGGUACUGUUUGUAUGUAGAUGCUUCUUAUGACAAAGUUAACAUUUACCGGGCUAAGCUGCUAUCUAAAGCUUGUCAGUAGGAACUUACUUAGAGGUCAAAAACCUAUUUUGAAAAUAGUAUUGUAUAAAUGCUGUAAGUGUUGUACAUGUCUCUAAAAAAAUCUAAAUUCAGUUACCAUGUAAGAUGUUAUUUGGUUCACAUUUGUUUCCAUAAAUUAAUGAAAAUGAGACUGUGAAUAAGUGUUUUGACUCUAUUUUAUCUGUAUAUUUAAGUGUAAAUGUAUCUUGAAGUUACUUUAAAUCUCUAUUUAAAACUGCUAUUUCUGUAAUUGUAUGCUAAAUGUUUUCUUCUGUAAUGACAAUAGACUGGAAAAUGUGGAGGAAAAUAUCCCAAAAAAAAAAAAAAAAAAAAGGAAGGCAGUCUUUUAGACACUUAAAAUGCCAUGAAUGUCUCAGAAUUGAAAAAUUCAGAAAUUAUAAGGCCUUCAAUAAUUAUCUUGUCUAACACCUUGAGGUCAUGGUCUUAUAGCAAACUAUAAUUACAAACAAUUGUAAAACAAUUGUUUCUUAGUUUGUUUACAUCAAUGAUUUCACUUCCAUGUGGGAAAGAUUUUAUCUGUAUAUGAGCUUAAAUGUAUCCUGAAACUAUUUUAAAUCUGUUUAAAACAUCUA
Molecule: messenger RNA, 5863 nt
Organism: Lutra lutra (Eurasian river otter)
Lineage: Eukaryota; Metazoa; Chordata; Mammalia; Carnivora; Mustelidae
Gene: DZIP3
Product: DAZ interacting zinc finger protein 3
Exons: 35
Coding region: 556-4185 (1209 amino acids)
Biological process (GO): protein polyubiquitination
Cellular component (GO): cytoplasm
Molecular function (GO): RNA binding; ubiquitin protein ligase activity; polyubiquitin modification-dependent protein binding
Source: RefSeq, a predicted model, not a curated record